Messenger RNA from Capsicum annuum, 1610 nucleotides. RefSeq names its product protease Do-like 5, chloroplastic. Gene Ontology annotation, biological process: proteolysis. Bases 176 to 1258 code for a protein of 360 amino acids. The transcript is spliced from 9 exons. Gene Ontology annotation, molecular function: serine-type endopeptidase activity. Lineage: Eukaryota; Viridiplantae; Streptophyta; Magnoliopsida; Solanales; Solanaceae. The record is from RefSeq and is a predicted model, not a curated record.
UAAAAAAAAGUUGCAUCGUACCAAAUUAACCCUUAGUGCGUGGUUGGGUAGAAAUCUCUAAAUUUAAAGACAACAAAGAAGAAAGAAAAGAAAAAUUGCCACGUAGGUUUAUCUCAUUUGAAGUCACUAGUGUCAUGUGUGCAAGUAAUUUGUUGAGGAGGCGGCAGUCGCAGCGAUGGUGGUGUUGGGAUCUGUUUCUCCGCAGCGUAUCCUCCUUUCACUUCCAACACAAAUGUCCCAUUCUCCUCUUCCAGCUCUUUCUUCUUCCCCUCAAUAUUUGACAAGGCGUAAAUCUUUGAUAUUUGCUUCUCUGCUUUCCUCUUUAAUAUAUACAUCUCAUCACUCUCCUGCUACUGCUUUCGUAAUCGAUCAGCCUCAACAAGAAGAAGAUACACUUGUUCAACUCUUUCAGGAAACUUCCCCUUCUGUUGUUUUCAUUAAGGACCUUGAGCUGGCUAAAGGCUCCAAUGACUCUACUAAGGUGCUAGCCAACGAUGAGAAUGCAAAAGUGCAAGGGACAGGUUCGGGCUUCAUAUGGGAUAAGUUUGGUCACAUUGUAACCAAUUACCAUGUCAUUGCUAAAUUAGCUACUGAUAGCAGUGGACUGCAGCGUUGUAAGGUUUCUUUGGUGAAUGCUAAAGGAGAAAGCAUAGCUAAGGAAGCGAAGAUCAUAGGUGUUGAUCCAGCAUAUGAUCUGGCUGUUCUCAAGGUUGAUGUUGAAGGUGUUGAAGUAAAACCAGUCUCUGUUGGUACCUCUCGUGGCUUACGUGUAGGUCAAAGUUGUUUUGCCAUUGGAAAUCCCUAUGGAUUUGAAAACACUCUGACAACCGGGGUAGUUAGUGGAUUAGGCAGGGAAAUACCUGCACCAAAUGGAGCUACAAUUAAAGGAGCUAUUCAAACAGAUGCUGCUAUUAAUGCCGAUUUGGACAGGUUGGCGGGAUCAUGUUUUCAUGGGCUAAUUUUGUCACCCGCUGUGCACUAUCAAUUGUUUGAGUGGGAUGUGAGCCAGUCAAAUGGUUGUUUAUCUGGUUUAUACGAGGACACCAACAUGGUUGAAUGCCAGUUUGAUUUAGCGGGGAAUUCAGGUGGCCCGUUGAUUGAUUCAUCUGGUCAUGUAAUUGGUGUAAAUACAGCAACGUUCACCCGCAGAGGCUCGGGUAUGUCCUCAGGGGUUAACUUUGCCAUACCGAUUGACACAGUUGUACGAACCAUACCUUACCUGAUCGUUUAUGGAACAACUUACAAAGACAGAUAUUGAAUAUCUGUUAUCAGAAAGUUACUUCUGCACUUGAUGGUUUUGGAUGACCCCCUCUGAUGCUUAGUGCAGCUCUGGUGUGUUCAUUGGAUGGUAUUGAACUUGACAAAAGAAGGCUUUUUCUUGGAGCUGAAAAAAAACAUGUUUUUAACUGCAACUCUUGUGGCUUAUAGUCCAUAUUUGUUUCUGUUUUUUCACAACAAAGUCCAGAUUGAUUGGAUGCAAGAUGCGAGGUUACACUUACAUUCAUUUCAUUUGUCCUUUGCAAUUUUAUAUGAUCAUUAUUAUGAAGAAAAAAACUGAUGAGAUUAUGGAAGUAAAUAUUCUUGUAUUUAUUACUGAACUAUUUAUUCUA